AUGGCCCAUAACACCACUCGUUACUCAUCUGAGUCAGAAGUCUUCGGUCUCCCUCUUCUUUCGUCUUCCCCAUACAAUCUGGUUGUCGUCAACCUCGCACCUCGUAAAUUCAUCAAGGCCAAAGGCAACCAGGAAAACACGAUCAAAACAUCUACCAUGUCCUCGCAAGACAUCUCGCAUUCUCAGAGGGAAAUGUCUACGCAGAACAGCAUUUCGGAUCAAGACAACUUCACGCUAGCGGGAGAGAUCGCCAAUAUCUCCACAGAAAACGCGGUUGUUGCUCCGUCUUUGACGGGCUCGGUCCACGAGCGGCAUGUUAUCAAACUCACAAUCGCCUACAAUGAAAUGGACGUUCUUGUUAAGUCCUUGAGUGCUUCCCACGAAGUCGCUGGUUACGCAAAGUUACUGUACAGCGAAGUCUACAACUUCAGCGACUUUGAAGAACUCCAAUUGCAACACAACGCCAUUGUCGCUGCCUGCGUUCAUAUUGCCUGCGGCGAGAAGAAUCAGCAACGAGCUAUGCCAGAAGUCUUCAGAUCAUCCCACGCAACGACCCAGCAAAUGCUCAUCGUGUCCGGAAAAUUGAAGGACUUCUUCGCUACCCCGCUGGUAAGGGAAUCCCUGCUCUCCGAGGAGGACAAGCGUUUGCAAUCCGCCUAUGACGCCCUCGCUAGCAUCUCGGACCCGAUUAAAAUCGCUCCGAUUGUCGUGUAUUACGCCAAACGUCUCUGCAAGAAGGUUUGCAAUUCUGGCAGCUUCAAAGACGAAGAAGAAAGCCUUACCGUUCCCUGGUGCCUAUUGAUUGCCUCCCGUCAAUUAAACGACCCACGAUCCUUUGAGGAGAUAUUCACCAUACUUCCAGGUGCUACCAAGGCCGACAUGGGAAGAACAGGGGAGUCCCUCAAGGUGUUCUUUGCUGCAGAGGAUAGGCAGGAGACUACGGAGGCGUCACAGACACAGGGAACUAUCAUGGGUGCCGGUGCAGAUGCUCGCUCCACUGGCAAAGUUGUGCGUACACUGCAGGAAUUGAUCGUACAGCUAAAUACGGAAGAAGAUUGA
Letharia lupina is the source of this 1059-nucleotide messenger RNA. RefSeq lists its product as uncharacterized. The transcript has 2 exons. Bases 1 to 1059 code for a protein of 352 amino acids. The record is from RefSeq and is a predicted model, not a curated record. NCBI's taxonomy places the organism in Eukaryota, Fungi, Ascomycota, Lecanoromycetes, Lecanorales, Parmeliaceae. Gene Ontology annotation, biological process: transcription initiation at RNA polymerase II promoter; transcription preinitiation complex assembly. Gene Ontology annotation, molecular function: TBP-class protein binding; RNA polymerase II general transcription initiation factor activity. Gene Ontology annotation, cellular component: transcription preinitiation complex; nucleus.